Oikopleura dioica is the source of this 1911-nucleotide messenger RNA. The record is from the annotation of a GenBank genome assembly. NCBI's taxonomy places the organism in Eukaryota, Metazoa, Chordata, Appendicularia, Copelata, Oikopleuridae.
AUGUUCUUACUUCUAUUUCCUUUACUGGAGAUAGUCGGGGCAUCGAGAAAAUUGGCUGUCCAUAAGACUUGGACUUCGGCAAAGUCUGGCAGUCAGUUCUUUGCUGAGAUUGACGGUUAUCCAGAGUACAAAAGAGGCGUCGUUAGCCCGAGAUGCGAUGUUGAUGUACUAGUCGCGGUAGAAACCGGCUGCUGCUUGCAAGAAGCCAAACUUAGACAGAUUAAAAAUGUUCUCAAAGACUUCGCGACAAGUUUACACGAAUCAAUCGACGGAGAAGAUCAUGGGCUUAGACUUUCAAUGAUCAGCUUCGGAGACCACACGAAAUCACACCUUUCUUUCAACGACUCCUCAGAGCGAGCUUUCAAAGCGGCCGUAGACGAGCUGGACCUCUUCGGCGAACCGGUGCAGUUCAACCAACUAUUCAAUGAUCUUCCAAAUCACACGAAAAACUACAGACAAAGUGCUCGAAAAACAAUUGUUCUCUUUACAGAUGGAAACGGAGUCGACGCUCCUAACUUUGAAAUUCUCGAAGAUCAUGAACGCGAAGUCGACUUUGACCUCCUCGGCGUCACAUUCUCGAAAAUGUGCGAUGGAGAGCGAACGCUUCCGAAGAACCUCGAUCGUCAUUGUCCGAAUAGAGAGUUUUUCGAAAACAUCGGCACUUUUUAUGAACUCACUGGACACGAAGUGGCGAUGCAACUUCGAGAGCAACUUUGCGCUCCGGUAAUUGUGACGGAUAUGAAAAUUGACACUGGUUUUCCAAUUCAAUUUCACGAAAUUGCGCAAGAGGGAUUGCCUGGUCUCGAUGGUCCACCUGGUAAAGAUGGAAAAGACGGUCGGCCAGGGCGUCAAGGACAGCCCGGCAAAGACGGGAGAGAUGGUCUUCCUGGGCCAAUGGGAUUUCCUGGUAAACAAGGCGACAGAGGAAAUCCUGGUAAGCAUGGUGCUCGUGGCGCUACUGGAGAACAAGGGCCCAGAGGAAAGGUUGGCGAACGAGGACCGCCAGGACAAGCGGGAAAUUCUGGGACUGACAAAGUUGGACCCAGAGGUGAAGAAGGACCAGAAGGACCCCCUGGUACGCCGGGAGAAAGGGGCUUCCGCGGAAAUCCAGGCAAAGACGGAAAAGCAGGCGAGCCAGGCGAAGAUGGAAAAACUGGUCCUUCUGGAAAACAAGGACCUCAGGGACCCGUCGGAGACGCUGGCGAAGAUGGUGAGCCAGGAUUUUGCCCAGAAGGUAUUUCCCUUCAGCAUGGAGCGCCCGGAGCUCCAGGUAUUCCAGGGCAAAGAGGAAUCGAUGGCUUCGACGGUCAAGAUGGCACAGAUGGAGAGAACGGCGAAGCUGGUGCAGAAGGUCCUCGAGGCUCCCCAGGUGCGCCUGGCCCAGUGGGUCUUGAUGGCGAAGCAGGCAAAGAUGGUGAACCUGGUCAUGAUGGUCUUGAUGGAGCUCGUGGGAAAGAAGGACCCUCUGGUGGAGAAGGCGAAGUUGGACCUGUUGGUCGACCCGGACCAGUUGGUCUUCCAGGCGAUGCAGGAGCAGUUGGCGACGAAGGAUCCCCUGGACAAGCUGGUCUACAAGGCGAACAAGGACACUCCGGAGAAGACGGUCAAAGAGGUGUCCCCGGAAAAUGCGGAUUGCAUGGAUCACCUGGGAUCAAGGGGCCGCCUGGUAGGCAGGGAUCCGACGGCGAAAUAGGAGCUCAGGGUGCACAGGGUUGCCCGGGACCACGAGGACCCAUCGGAAAUCCCGGAAAUCCAGGUGUCAUUAAUCACGAAGAAGUUCAAGUUUUAGUCUUCCAAGCGAUUCUGGAGAUUUUCAAAGAAUGCGAUAAUCCACCCCCAACUACUGAAGACGUUAAAAACGACGAUAUCUUUCCGGCCGUUGCUCGCGGAGACAUCGUUGAACUUGUUUAA